AUGAAACAUUCAAUAGUUCAUCCUAUCUAUUUUGUACUAUUAAGAUUUUUUGCAGUCUUAUUAGCCUUAACUAUUAUAUUUUACUUACUUAAUAUAAUAAUUUUCAACAUCAUAUCUUCAGUAUAUCCAUUGAUAGAAGUAAUACCAAAGCCUAAACAACCACCACAAAGUUCACCAAAUUCUCCGAAAUUUUACGGAAAUAAACUAGACAUUAGUGAACUUAAUCCAAAGAAUAAUCUAUUUUCUCGUGCAAGAUCAAAUUCACCAUUUGCAGAAGAUUCAGAUUACGAUUACGAUUACGAUAGUGAAACUCAAGAUAAUUUUAAUCCAUCAUUUGUUGUUCCUAAAGAAUUUUAUAGUAAUUUGAAUAAUAGUUCACAAUAUUUACGAAGAGAUAGUUUUUCUCAAUGA
Messenger RNA from Scheffersomyces amazonensis, 411 nucleotides. RefSeq lists its product as uncharacterized. NCBI's taxonomy places the organism in Eukaryota, Fungi, Ascomycota, Pichiomycetes, Serinales, Debaryomycetaceae. The record is from RefSeq and is a predicted model, not a curated record. The transcript has a single exon. Bases 1 to 411 code for a protein of 136 amino acids.